UCGCGYGCCGUUCGAAUUCUUUAUCAACAAAAACACAUUUUAUKCUCUAUUUUAAUCUGUUUUUACACUUUUUACGUUUUAAUAUAAAGCUAGUGCUUCUUUAAUUCACUUUAUCUGAGAAUCAGUAUCCAAGACAAAGAUCAAAUCGGGUUUAUUCGAUKUUUUCUAUGAAUGUCGUCGUCGCUUGAAGACGUUUGUUGGAACURUAUUGAAGAGAACAAUUUCAGAAAAGCAAAACUAUUUUUACAAAAUGGAACCAAAGGAGACAAGAUUCUAGACUAUGGAAUAUCGAUUAUCCAUUUAUUAAGUGGAAGGGAAGACUGCAGYGAGUUGCUGGAGUUGUGCUUAAAGAAUGGGGCAUCACCUAAUGUACCRACCUGUGAAGGWAUCACUCCAGUUCACCUUGCUGCAAUUUGGGGGAUUUAUGAUAACUUAUGCAUUCUACUAAAAUACAAGGGUGACCCUCAAAUCACUGAUGCWGAUGGUCUAAAUGCUUUAGACUAUGCAUAUCAGUCUAGCGAAUCACAGGCAGAGCUUUGUGUCCAACAUUUAAGUAAAAUUAUUCURGGUGAUGGUUACUUGACAGAGAUAUCGUCAUUUGAUAACAGUCAACAAGACAGCUUUGAAGUAAAAGAUACCCAAAAGCUAUACCCGAGUAUUCAAGCAUGCUUGACAGAURACAGUCCYCAAGAUGAUACUCYUUAUACAAAAUUAAGAAAACUGCAAGACGAUGAUAAACACUUCAAAUUUAGUGCUUCUCCAACGAACGCUGAGAUGAACUCUACAUAUUCUAUUACUUAUGAUGAAUCUCCAACCACAAAAGAAACAGAGUUUACCAGAGAUUUUAUGACAGAAGAAGAGGAGUCCAGUUCUGAUACCCUUUCUUCCGGGACAACAAGCUUCUAUACAGCCUGCGAGGGUGACUUGACCUUUAGUGCAUUGGAUAAUACUGUAGUUACAUUUCCAAAACUCCACCCUUGGACAAUAGAUAAAUGCUAUGACGAUGGUCUUGACGAUACUGUCAUUGGUAACAUGGAAAAACUAAAUAUGGAUUGUUGUAGUGACAGCUUAAAUCAAGAACCAUCUUGCAUUGGCUGCAAUGAAAGUUUGUCAAAUCAGACAGUUAUGUACGACUGGAAAGAGUACAGUAUCCUUGAGACGACAGUCGGUGACACCUCACUUGUCAUACCUGACACAUUACUSAAUAUGAGUUGUCGACAAUUAAAAAAGGAGUUGGAAGAUUUAGGUGAAGAUCCUGGACCAGUGAGGGAAGACACAAAGCCAUUAUAUGUAAAAAGACUAGCAAGACUUCAAAAUGGAAUAGACACAAAACCAUCUGACAAGCUAAAGGAAUUUUUCCCAGAAGUCAGGGCUGUUAUUGAAGGAAGACUUCCAGCUGAAAUGGAUCCAGCAGAGGAGUCAAUGUGUGUUGAGUUCACUAAAAAAGACUUAAGAGACAAGUGGCGAGAAGGAACUGAAAAAUCAUCCUUUAACUAUUUACUACUUGACCCUCGUGUUACACAAAACCUUCCGUUGAGAAGUAAGAAUAUGCCAUAUGAAGACAUCUUCCACACAUUCGUUGCUGGUGUUUUUUAUGUGGGAAAAGGAAAAAGGUCAAGGCCAUAUGCUCAUCUCUAUGAAGCUGCCAAUCACUCCAAGGUGAGUCGCAAACUCCAACAAAUCCGAGCCAUAUGGUCGGCUGGUUUGGGCGUGGUAUCUCUUCAUUGUUUUCAAGGGGUUAUCCCCGUCGAAGCUUACACGCGUGAAGCAUGCAUGGUAGAUUCCCUCGGUCUUACCCGUCUGACUAAUAAAAAACGAGGUGACUACUAUGGAAGAGCGAAAUCAUGGUCUAUUAAAAAGAAAAGAGAGAUGGGCGUCUUUCUUCUCAAAAGAGCGUUACAGAUAUUUCUGCACGAAGGUGAGCGACAGAUUCGACCAGAGGACUUGAAGACAAAGUAGUUUUACAUUUUACAAAUUGCUCUAAAGUUACUGAAGGUAUAGAUACUAAAAGCUUGCAACACAUGAACCAUUUCCACUAAAUAGUGUGGAGUAAUCAACGAAUAAAAAUCAAUAGAAUUUAGUCGUAUUUAGUGGUAUUUGUGUUGCACACUUUUAGUGUUUCUAUUCUAACUUGUACAUAAUGUAUUUUAUCUAUCAGAGUAUACGGUUCUUAAAUAAUUUUUAAUAGUUUUAUAGUUGCCCUAUAAAAGACUAUAAAAAUAAUCGUCAUUAUUGAAAAUGCAAUCAUAUAGAAAAAUAAAAAAAUUAUUACUAGUAAUAGUUAGUUUUAGCUCUAAAAACAUCUUUCACCGUCUAUAUUUACUAUGACUACAUUUUCCUGUUUUUAUUAUWAUAACUGUUAUAGAAUUCAUGGUUAUUAGAAUCAAAUGAAUUAUGAGCGUUUUAUCAUUAUUAUCUGGGUCGGCCUUGUUGUGUAAAGUCGUUUCUAAAAGGUUGCCUUUGUAAAACUUACAUUGACAGUAGAAAUAAAGUCAUUUUAACGUA
Messenger RNA from Exaiptasia diaphana, 2505 nucleotides. Its product is annotated as ankyrin repeat and LEM domain-containing protein 1. The record is from RefSeq and is a predicted model, not a curated record. Gene Ontology annotation, molecular function: endonuclease activity; protein binding. The coding region runs from base 172 to 1959 and encodes 595 amino acids. The transcript is spliced from 7 exons. NCBI's taxonomy places the organism in Eukaryota, Metazoa, Cnidaria, Anthozoa, Actiniaria, Aiptasiidae.